AUUUAUUUACAAAGCCCGAGAAGGAGUGAAUGAGAGAAAGACCAAUCCAGAACACACAAAAUUCACAAAAGACAUAUUUACGUACGAAUCGGUUUGCUUUAUUCUCUGAUGGUUGUUGAUGCUUCUUUUCCAAUACCUUUGAAAAGAAGAAAGUUCACAAGCAUUGAUUCCAUGGAGGCUGAAACUGCUAAGGCCAAGUUUGCAGCUAUUCAAGAAAAAUUAGGACGAGAAAUUCGUGUGUUUGAAACAUCAGCACUUUCUCCGUCCUCAAAUGAAGUGUCCAACAGUGAGGAGACAGAUGACUUCUAUGAGUUCACAGCAGAGGAUUAUUAUCGCAUUUUAGCAACGAAAAAGCAAGAUAAAUACUUGAAAACACGAAAACUUCGAGAAGCAGAAGAGGCAGCUCGCAGGUCAAAAAUAACAAAGGCUGUAAUUAGGAUUCGCUUUCCUGAUAAUCACACGUUAGAGGUCACAUUUCACCCAUCUGAAACAAUUCAGAGCUUGAUUGAUCUUCUCGUGAAAGUGGUUGCUCGACCUGAACUACCAUUCUAUAUAUUUACAACUCCUCCUAAGAAGCAAAUAAAAGACAUGGCACAGGAUUUCUUCAGUGCUGGCUUUGUUCCUGGGGCAAUAGUGUAUUUUUCAUAUGAUCUACCAAAAGGUGAUGUUGAUGAUACAACAGAUGCCAAUUCAGGUCCCUUCCUACAAGAAGAGAUCGUGUCUUUGAAAGGGUUGGAACUCAUUAUUGAUCAGGGGCAGCAGGCAGAACCUGCUCAGUCUGCACCGGAACCUGUAACAGCAGCACCCUCCCCCGUGGUCCAAGAACGGAAGCCUGCUGAGAAAAAAACUGUUAAGCCAAAGUGGCUGAAAAUGUGAUGUGGCUGACUCUGGAGGUCAGCUCCUUGUUCCUUUGUCGAACUUCCAUUUUCAACUGGGGUGAUUUCUGUUCUUCUCAUUAUGCUGAUUCUGGGUUUAGGUUUGGUUACUGCAGGCAAGCUUCUACAUGUGACCUUGCUAGUAGUUGAUGUAAUUACUAUCACCCUUGUCCUUCUGUUAAGGUUAUUCAUACUCAUACAGUGGCAGGGUUGUUGGAUGAUGGAUUUUUUCGUUUUACUUGUAUCUUCGAAACCAAGUUUCGUUUCGUUUGUCAA
Messenger RNA from Quercus robur (English oak), 1151 nucleotides. RefSeq names its product plant UBX domain-containing protein 1. The record is from RefSeq and is a predicted model, not a curated record. Bases 109 to 876 code for a protein of 255 amino acids. The transcript is spliced from 7 exons. Gene Ontology annotation, biological process: protein-containing complex disassembly. Lineage: Eukaryota; Viridiplantae; Streptophyta; Magnoliopsida; Fagales; Fagaceae. Gene Ontology annotation, molecular function: ATPase binding.